AUGGAAGGAGAGGAGAACCCAGUUGUGCCUGAUGGCAAUGUUGGGGUCAAGGUCCAGGUCGAUAAUGCUAUCCGGGCCAUUAAUCAAAAGAAGCCGGUCCCCGAGAUCGACUUCACCCUUCAUACCAUGGAAGAUGGCACCCAAGUGAGCACAUUGGAGAGAGUAUGCAAAGAUGUGCAAGCACCUGCCAUGCACCCCCCGACAGAUGAGCAGUUCUUCUCCAGUCAAGAUCCUACAAAGCCCGAUCUUGCAUUUCUCAAGCAACACUUCUACCGGGAGGGACGACUGACGGAAGAGCAAGCGCUAUUCAUCAUCGAGGAGGGCACCAAGGUGUUGAGGCAGGAACCCAAUCUCCUAGAGAUGGAUGCGCCCAUCACAGUCUGCGGCGACGUUCAUGGCCAAUACUACGAUCUGAUGAAGCUAUUCGAAGUUGGCGGCGACCCUGCGGAGACGAGAUAUCUCUUCUUGGGAGAUUACGUCGAUCGGGGAUACUUCAGUAUUGAGUGCGUGCUGUACUUGUGGUCGUUGAAGAUCUGGUAUCCAAACACUUUGUGGCUUCUUCGGGGCAAUCACGAGUGUAGACAUUUGACGGAUUACUUCACAUUCAAGCUGGAGUGCAAACACAAGUAUUCCGAGAAGAUCUACGACGCGUGCAUGGACUCUUUCUGCGCGCUCCCCUUGGCGGCUGUUAUGAACAAGCAAUUCCUGUGCAUUCACGGUGGCUUGAGCCCCGAGUUACAUACCCUUGAUGACUUGAAGAACAUUGAUCGAUUCCGCGAACCGCCCACACAGGGCUUAAUGUGUGACAUUCUCUGGGCCGAUCCUCUGGAGGAAUUCGGCCAAGAGAAGACGUCGGAGUAUUUCGUCCAUAACCAUGUCCGAGGUUGCUCUUACUUCUUCUCGUACCCCGCGGCGUGCAAUUUCCUAGAAAAGAACAACCUCCUCUCGGUCAUUCGAGCGCACGAGGCCCAAGAUGCUGGAUACCGGAUGUAUCGCAAGACUCGCACGACCGGAUUCCCCAGUGUCAUGACGAUCUUCUCGGCUCCCAACUAUCUCGACGUCUACAACAACAAAGCCGCGGUCCUCAAGUACGAGAAUAAUGUCAUGAACAUCCGACAGUUCAACUGCACCCCGCACCCUUACUGGCUGCCUAAUUUCAUGGAUGUCUUCACCUGGUCUCUUCCCUUCGUUGGUGAGAAGAUCACCGACAUGUUGAUCGCGAUCCUGAGCACGUGUUCCGAGGACGAACUCAAGGAUGAUAUGACACCCUCUUCAAUCGGGUCGUCCGGUGCGAUCUCGCCGCCGACAAGCAAUGCAAUGGAUCCAGAAUCGAUCGAGUACAAGAGGAAAGCUAUCAAGAACAAGAUCCUGGCCAUCGGCCGGCUGUCGCGCGUGUUCCAGGUGCUGAGAGAGGAAUCGGAGAGCGUCACGGAACUGAAGACGGCCUCGGGUGGGAGACUGCCUGCGGGGACGUUGAUGCUGGGAGCCGAGGGGAUCAAGAAUGCAAUCAGCAGUUUCGAGGAUGCACGAAAGGUUGACCUGCAGAACGAGAGGCUGCCGCCAACUUCGGAGGAGGUCACGAGACAGAGUGAGGAGGGCAGAGCGCAGGCGUUGGAGAGGGCCAGUAGGGAGGCGGAGAAUGACAAGGGGUUACAACUGCUCUCGCGACGGCUGAGCACGUAA
Molecule: messenger RNA, 1683 nt
Organism: Amorphotheca resinae ATCC 22711
Lineage: Eukaryota; Fungi; Ascomycota; Leotiomycetes; Helotiales; Amorphothecaceae
Exons: 3
Coding region: 1-1683 (560 amino acids)
Biological process (GO): calcineurin-mediated signaling; fungal-type cell wall organization
Cellular component (GO): cytoplasm; calcineurin complex
Molecular function (GO): calmodulin-dependent protein phosphatase activity; calmodulin binding
Source: RefSeq, a predicted model, not a curated record